Molecule: messenger RNA, 1894 nt
Organism: Xyrauchen texanus (razorback sucker)
Lineage: Eukaryota; Metazoa; Chordata; Actinopteri; Cypriniformes; Catostomidae
Product: gap junction epsilon-1 protein-like
Exons: 5
Coding region: 457-1488 (343 amino acids)
Biological process (GO): cell communication; protein dephosphorylation
Cellular component (GO): connexin complex
Molecular function (GO): protein tyrosine/serine/threonine phosphatase activity
Source: RefSeq, a predicted model, not a curated record
UGUUCGUUAUUCAUUAAUAUGUCAGAUGAUAGUCUUUAAGUUUAUGAGAUUAAAAUGAUUACAUUUAUUUGUAACAAGAAGGGACAAACAAAAAUAUGCAGAAAUGAAAGUUACUCAACAGAGGAUUCGUAUGAAUGAGCCUCACUGCGCCCCCUGGAGGAAGAGACUUUCGUGCCUCGAGUUCCGUAAUAACACCGUCUUUAGGACAGAAAGGCGUAUUUAAAUAGAUAUUUUAUUUUCACACAGAGCCAACAGAUAUACAAAAUUAUAUAGAUCAAUUUCACGUGUAUUUAGAGGAAGAAAGUGUUUGGGACGGGAAUAGUAAUUCUGCUGCAAACAUUGAGUGUUUUGGAGACCACGCCGAGUAAACACUGAACAAGAUACAUAUCUGCAAUCAAAUCCAUUGAUUAAUCUACCACAGACCAUUCUUGAUGAUCUGAGAAGUGAUUGAAACUCAUGGCAUCAGCUCAACCACCAAACUUUUCCUGGGUGGAUCCUGGUAAGGUGGCAGGGCUGGCAAUGCCCAGAAUGACCGCCCAUUAUCAGUACCUGCUUAACAAUGGCAUUAAGCAUCUGGUGACCUUGAGUGACCGCAAACCUCCUUACCAUGACACCUGUCCAGACUUGACCCUUCACCACAUCAAGAUACAUGACUUCUGCGCUCCAACAUUUGAUCAGAUCAAGCGGUUCUUGUCUAUAGUGGAGGAGGCCAAUGCAAGAGGAGAGGGUGUUGCGGUGCACUGUAUGCACGGGUUUGGAAGGACAGGAACGAUGCUCGCCUGCUACCUGGUGAAAAGCCGGAAAAUCAGUGGAAUUGACGCCAUUAAUGAGAUCAGAAGCAUUAGGGGAGGGUCCAUUGAAACCAGAGAGCAGGAACAAAUUGUGGUGCAGUUUUAUCAACAAAACAAGCUCCGGCCUCCAACUGUGAUUGGUCAGUUCCACACCCUGUUUUUUGGCUCUGUGCGCAUGUUCUUCCUGGGUGUUCUGGGGUUUGCAGUUUACGGGAAUGAGGCCCUUCACUUUAGCUGUGAUCCUGAAAGACGAGAGCUCAACAUCUUCUGUUACAAUCAGUUUAGACCCGUGACGCCCCAGGUGUUUUGGGCUCUUCAGCUGGUGACUGUGCUCGUUCCAGGGGCUGUGUUCCAUCUUUAUGCGGCCUAUAAAAACAUUGACCAAGAGGAUAUUCUUGAACAACCAACAUACACUGUGUUCUACAUCAUAUCUGUCCUCUUGCGAAUCGUCCUGGAGGUGGCAGCAUUCUGGCUUCAGAGUCGCCUCUUUGGAUUCCUGGUUCAUUCGUUGUACUUCUGUGAUGCCAGUUCACUGGAGAAAGCUUUCAACUUGACCAAGUGUAUGGUCCCCGAGCACUUCGAAAAGACCAUCUUCCUCAGUGCAAUGUACAUUUUCACCAUUAUCACCAUGAUUUUGUGUAUGGCUGAGAUAUUUGAAAUACUCUGCAGAAGGCAGGGCUAUCUAGCAAAUCAAUGACAACCAUGAAGCAUGCAUCAUUUCCUAAUUUCCAUUCAGGUUUUAUCGCAUUAUUCUGGGAAAGGCAGAAAUAGGCCUUUGUAAAUAUUUUGCACAUUAAUAAGCUUUGAACUAUAUUCUUCUGUUCAUUUAGUCUUUUUCUGAUCACCGCAAUGCUGACUGUGAUCACUGUCUUGUAAUGCUCUUGUAAUGAAACUUAGCCCUUCUUGUUUUAUGUAUUUUUGUAGAAGUGUGUUUAAUUAACAUUAUGUUGACAUUAAACUAUUUAAACUAGUCAAUCUCUCAUGACCUCACAUAAACAGUGGGGUCAAAAUGUCUGAGACCGCAUUGAAAAUCUGAGAUUAUUUUCAAUGAAAUGUGGAAAACAUUUUAGAGAGAAAGAGAGAGAGAGAGAGAGAGAGAGAGG